AUGAAUCAACAAGAUGACAAUGACUUACAUUCAAAAUCGACGUUUUCUGCACAUCGAAUCAAUGCCGGAAUUACGUAUCUUCCAUUACCGGAACUGCGUUUACAACUAGCAAAACCUCAGCAAACUCUAGAUUACAAACAUCAAAUCGAGCAAGAUUUCUACAUACGUUAUCGGCAUAUGAACGAGAAUGAGUUCGAUGAGAUCUUGGGAAAUAUUAAUGAAUAUCGAGCUCGUCACUAUAAGAGUAGUUAUCGACGUUUGUAUGAAAAUUUGCUUUUAUCAAUUCUAAGAAGUGUUGAUUUCGAUGACGAAAUUCUUAAAAUAAAACAUGCACUAUUGUAUAACAGCGAACUUUUACCUAUUCUCAACCAUAAUCAUAAACUAGCAAAACGAGAGAAACGAAUCUUAUAUAAUUUAACAACAAAAACCUGGCAGAAAUUCGAUGAAUGUAUUCAGAGUGAAAUUCACAUGCAAUAUCAAUUAAAGCAAUGUAAACAAGAACAUGAAAGUUUACUGGAAAUGAAAAUCAAACAAGAGCAACAUCAGAAAUUCGCUUUGGAAUUACAAGAGAUGAGUAUCGAGUUAAUCUACCUAAAAAAAGAAAUUCAACAACUACACGAUGUGAAAUAUCAACUAGAAAUGGAGCUGCAUGAAACUCGUGCUCGUUGCUCCCAUUAUCUAAUUCAUUUAAAUUAUCUUCAAACCAACAUUCACCGAUCGCAUACUAUCGAAUUGAAUAACCUUCAACUCGAACGAGAUUCGAUAAUAACCCAAACCGAAUUGAUCAAAUAUAAUCUCUUCGAACAGAUGCAGCAAUACCAUUCUCUACUGCACGAUUAUCGUGCAAGUCUAGACACGUUUCGUUCGACAUUGAGUGAACUCGAACAACAAUUGAAACAACAAACUGAUCGGGAAUUUAGCUCGAUGGAAAUCUUCAGUUCAUUCCAACGGCAAACAACAACGAAUGACACUCAACAGUUGAUCUACAUCUUCGAGAAUAAAAUUGACGAGAAGAAAUCGCUUAACAGACAAUUAGAGCGAACAAUCGAAAGUCUUCAAGAGAAAAUCUAUAAAUUAAAACAAAACUUCGUCAAGAAAGAUAAUGAUUAUCAAACCAUGCUGCACAAUGAACAGCAAUUCAAUGAAGAUAUCAAAAUCCAUCGAGAAAUCUAUAUUCAACUCAAAACUGAGCGUCGUUCACUCGAACAUCAGUUGGCAACCAAACUAAAACAAUAUUCCGCUGAUGAUCGUCUUCAUCAUACACUUGCUCAGCAACACGAUUCAUUCUUAGCUCGAAAGAAAUUAGAGCAAAUACGCAUUAACACAUCAACUGAACAAUUGCAUUCGCUGCUCGAUGAAAAUAAUUAUCUAGAAACAUUCGUCAAUCAACUCUAUCAACAAUAUACUCAGACUAACCCGAAUAGUUUAUCGAACCUACAAAUGGAAAUUGAGCGUUUGAAGCAAUCGCGUCAGAUCUUCAUCCAACACAAGAUUCGCGACCGGCAAACGUAUACGAAGUAUAAAACUCAAGAUGAACAAUUACAAAUCAAAAACAAUAGAAUUGCCAAUCGGAUUCGGCAGAUUCUCAAUCGUGUCAAACAAAUUGACAUCGCUUUUAAAGCAAACAAAGAACAUCUUCAUACAUUAGAAAAUCAACUUAUACAAGAGCAGAACUACUAUUUACAAUCAAAUUAUCUAUUAACUCGAAUGAAAAAUCGUUCGGAAGUAUAUCGAACGAGACAGCAUGCCAUAAAAAUGCAAAUCCAAAUUGCAAUCAAUAGUAUCAAACAUUCGCAGCAUUAUCGAGAAACAUUUGCAGAUCAGUUAUCUAUUUGUAAGAAUGAUUUACUCGUUCAACAAGUCUCGUUGAAUAAACUGCGUGAAUUUCAUACUGCUCUUCAAGAGCAACUCGAAGUGAAUGCGAGGAAACUGGUUACUAUCCAUGCACACGUCGCAAGCCUUAGUAAUCAAUACAAAAACUCAGUUCAAUCUCUUGAAAGAAUACGAGAGGAUGUGAAAAACUGUUUGUAUAUCCGAUCGAGUCUCGGUCGAAUGAUUGUUCGCCGUAUUGAUUUGUGCCAAUUACUUUACAAGAAAUUAGCUCGAUACGAUCAUCACAUUCAUCAACGGGAUCGAUCUGUUCAAAUCAUCACCAAAUGUAUCUACUCUCUGAAAAGCGAAAUUCAUCAGCUGCGACGUAGCAAUCAAAAAUUUCUCGAGAAGAAAGAUCACAUGCAACUCGAAACUGUUAAAGUUCAUAUGGAAAAACUACUCGAUCAGUCGUAUACAAAGCAACAAACACUGACAAAACAAAUCUUUCAACGACGUGUUUAUACAAAACGUUCACUCGAUCGUCUACCAUCCGAAGAUCUCACAUAUCUGAAAACGAAGUUUUACAUGUUAAAAACUCGUUAUAUUAAAAUUAUCUGUCGAGAUAUUCUUUGUAAUUUCGUUCUCGUUGCAAUUCAACAGGAAUAUUUCAAUUAUCUGAGAUAUUACACAUGCGAAACGCGUCGAGAUGAUCUUGCUAAUUUGAAUCUCUUACGAAGAAAUCUUUGUCAAUUGAUGAAACAAUUAAAAGCAAAAACGGCUGAAAAUAAUAUCUUAAUUAACUACUACGAUUGGAUUCAAUGGAUUCGAAUUGACGUUAUUCAACAGAUCGUGCGAUGGAAUGACAAUUCACAUUAA
Adineta ricciae is the source of this 2688-nucleotide messenger RNA. Lineage: Eukaryota; Metazoa; Rotifera; Eurotatoria; Adinetida; Adinetidae. The record is from the annotation of a GenBank genome assembly.